This is a messenger RNA of Capra hircus (goat), 4561 nucleotides long. It is a transcript of the gene MAMLD1, whose product is annotated as mastermind like domain containing 1. Gene Ontology annotation, biological process: regulation of transcription by RNA polymerase II. The record is from RefSeq and is a predicted model, not a curated record. Lineage: Eukaryota; Metazoa; Chordata; Mammalia; Artiodactyla; Bovidae. The coding region runs from base 170 to 3205 and encodes 1011 amino acids. Gene Ontology annotation, cellular component: nuclear body. The transcript is spliced from 6 exons.
AGCCGGGCCGCUCGGCAGGCGCCGGAGGCCAGGUUGCCCGCACUGGCGGCAGCCUGCCCGUUGGGCACUGCCCCCGCCACCGCCGCCGCGGGAGCUCCGCAGCACGCCCUGUGUCUAGGUCGUUUGGGAAGCGCCUGGGAGAGUCAAGAAUAAAAUUGCAGGUCAAACAAUGGAUGACUGGAAAAGUCGACUUGUAGUCAAGAGCAUGCUUCCCCAUUUCGCCGUGGUGGGAAAUCGUCAGGAGCCCAGAAAGCUCCAAGAAUCGGCACAGGGAACCACUAAGCGGAGACAGGAAGGAGAAGAUUUCCAGCUUUCAGGCAUGGGCGACGAAGGUUACCCUAAUCAAAUCAAGAGACCAUGCCUUGAGGAUGUCACCCUUUCAAUGGGCCCGGGUGCCCAUCCCAGCACAGCCUGUGCACAGCUGCAAGUUCCUGCGUUACCCAUGAACCCUAGUUCUGCAGCAAUGGCAGCCCCUGGCCAUCCGUUACUACUGGACAAUAGCCCCAGGAAUGGCAGCGUCAUGGGCCCACCAUUUGCAGGGCCAUCAACAGCAGAAAUGGGAGUGAAAGGCCCCUCUAUUCCUUACUAUGACAAAACCAACAGCGCACCGGCUGUGGAUCAGGAACUUCAAGAUCUGCUGGAGGAGCUCACAGAAAUUCAAGAAUCUUCUCAGAGUGAGCUCGAUCUUGAGAAAAUCCUGGGGACCAAGCCAGAAGAACCGCUGGUCUUACACCACCACCCACCGGCAACCUUAGGCGCGACGGCCAAGCCCACGGUUCAGAUGCCACGCUUGGAGAGCCUCAGUUCCGACAAGGACUUUGCUUCCAGUUGCAGCCAGGUCACUGAUGUGUCGCUUCAGAUCCCACCCUCCUCUGCGGGGCUCAGCUAUGCAAUUACGCCUGCCAGUAAGCAGAUGGCCUCCCCAAGUUCCUCGACUGUGCAGGCCAAGAAUCAGGCCCAGGUGACACUCUCAGCUGCCCUACCGCCACUCCCAGUGUCUCAGUGGCAUCAUGCCCACCAGCUGAAAGCGCUGGCGGCCAGCAAGCAGGGCUCCAGUAAGAAGCAGCUGGGCCCCACCACCAGUUGGUCUGCCCUGCCUCCUUCUGGCCUCUCCCCACCUUACCAGCCAGUGCCCGUGGUCUCACCACAGCCACUGUCGCCCUUCAGCCCUCAGGGGCUCAUGGUGUCCUGUAUGUCAUCGAACAGCCUGCCGGGGAGCACCCUCCAGGGCUCUCCCAAUGCCUUACUGUCCAGCCUGGCGCCCAGCAGCAGCACUGUCCUUGGGCCGGCCAGGCCCUACGUGCCGGAGAAGUUCCCUAGCCCCACGCUCCAGCAGCCACCACCAUUUAGCGCGCAGACCUCCAUCCUUGCCAACCUGGUGUCCUCUUCCAUCAAACACCCUCAGGGGCACCUGAUGUCUGCUCUGCCCACCAGCAACACGGGGCCCUUAACCCCCUAUCGCCCAGAGACACUGUCUAGCCCAGGCCUGCCCCAGCAGUCCUUCACUGCACAGUGCCCCCUGAUUCAGGGCCUCACCACCUCCACUCAUCCGCUCUGCCAGCCGCAGCCACCAGCCAGUGCUAUCUACAAGCCCAAAACCCUGAGCAUGAUCAUGCAGCAGGGCCUGACCAGCCCCAGCCCGGGAGCCUCAGAGCCCUUUCCUUUUGGCCACACCAAGCCCUUGUCACAUUUCACCUCUGAGCCAGGCCCCCAGAAGAUGCCGUCAGUGCCCACCACAGCUCGGCAGCCUGCCUUGCUGCACUACCUGCAGCAGCCCACACCACCACCGGCCUCUUCUGCCACGGCCUCGUCCACGGCCACCUUGCAGCUGCAGCAGCAGCCGGAUCUUUCUUCAUUCCUCCUGCAACAUGUGACACAGCAACCACAGCGCUUUCAGCGGUCUCUGGCCUCGGGGGAUUCCAUGCCUUCUCUGCCCAGACAGGCGUGUUGCCAACUGUUCUCGUGGACUUCCGUGGCUGGCUCGAUGGAGCACCAGCUGAAUCAGCACUGGAACCCUUAUCCUAUCAGGCAGGAUCCUCAGCCUGGAGCCAUGUCACCAUCUAAGAUUCAAGAGAAGCAGAGAUCAGGUCUUAUGGCAAUGACCCCUGAACAGCGCAGUUCACGUAUCGCCCAACGGAUGAGUCAAUUUCAAGCCAUCCAAGAUCAAGUCAUCUCUAAGUGUAGCCGGACCAAGGCAAGCUCCCCACCCAGCCAGUGCAUGAUACCACCCAGAGCUGGGCUCCUUCAUAGCAGUCUGAGUUCAGGAAUGGCCUCACCCAUCAGGCAGCAGAGCCAGGAGAUUUUCAGCUUCAGACCCCCGUUUCCCACACCCUCACAAUUGGGCCACAACCCCCUGGGCAGCCUCGGCUCCAUCUACCAGCACAUGGGGAUACCCAAGGCUGCGCCUGCAGGAGUGCCCCUGCCUAGAUUCUAUGCCAGGCCCCUGGGCAGCCAAGCCCUGGGUCCUCACCAUCUCAGACAGCCGCAUAUGUCAGGAAUGUCCACCGUACUCCACAGCACUUCCUGGGUGGUGGCAGCAGCAUCUCUGCACACCCCAGUCUUGAGGGAGCCAUCCCCGAACCAAGCAGCUCAUGGCAUGCAGCAGCAUUAUGAUAGCAGUGCCAUCUUUGCCAAGGCCCUUGUGACAACCUCCCUGGAAGCCCCAGUGUUUCCCUUGCAGCAGGCAGUUGUGUCCCCUAGUCGGGUGGCCCUAGAAGGCAGACCUAGCCAGAAGGUGGGUCCUGCACCCGCCAAGCCCAGCUUCAGCCUGCUAGGCAACAAUAGUGUCAGGCAGAGCCCGGUGCAGGGCCCCGUGCCCACACCACAUGCCACCAAGUCCCUCCAGAAAAGUAUGGUCAGCUUCGGGCCUGAGAGUCCCAUCCAGGCCAUCGAGCCACCAAGCUCUGUGGCUGCCGCUGCUGCCCCCUCCAUCAUGGCUGCCGGCCAGUCCCCGGCCAGUCCCUGUGACAGAACAGGGAGCCCAUCUGAGUCGUCGUCCCAGUCCCCACUGGACGAUCUUAUUUCACUUCCUGACUGUUCUGAAGUGGAUUUCGACACUUUCAUGAUGGAUUCCACCGAGAGCCCAGAUGAAGACUGGAUGGGCAACCUGAGGCUGAUCAGUGGCACUGUAGAAGACCAGGCUGCUGACAAGGGUGCCAAGGCCCAGAGUGUGGGCCACGUCCCCCAGAAUGCUGACAAGCUUUAAAUGCCCUAGAAACCUCCACGUGGCCAUCACUCUGGGGAGUGAUGUGAGUCCAUAGCAAAUUUACCACUGGCCCCACACAGCCACAUGCUUAUUGCCUCAUUACAAUUUGAGGGGCGGCAGCCCACACCCAUCCCUCUCUCUACCUGUGACAAAAUGGAAAUCUGGUGAUUUUUCAAGCUACCUGUACAUACCUGAAAAUUUUGUACAUGGUUUUCCUAAACGUUCAUGACAGAAGUGUUUAUACUGCGUUUUGUGAGUUUGUAAUUAAGAUGACGGCUUUCGUUUCAACAGAGUUGUUUAUUAUGCCAUUGUCCGUGUGUAUUCUACAUUGUUCAAAUAUGCAGACUGUGUUGUUCACUCCAGCCAUACCUUAUCAAACCAGGUGGCGGAGUUGCUUGCGCUUUUGAUGCAGUGGUGGAUGUGACCAAGAGAUGUUGUGCAAACUGACAAAUGCCAAAUAGAAACUCACUUGGCCAUCUAUUCCCGUUUCCACUAAAACUUCUAUCGCCCAGUGUGAUUCUUAAUGUCUUUUGCAAACCUUGCAGCAUCUUCUAGCUCUUUCCUGAUGAGCCUGUUACAGCACAAGCCAUUUUAUCAUUAAGUAGCCUGCAGAGAAAUUAUUUGCCAGGAGGUAGAGAGUUCUGGCGGAGAAGGCAAUGGCACCCCACUCCAGUACUCUUGCCUGGCAAAUCCUAUGGAUGGAGGAGCCUGGUAGUCUGCAGUCUGUGGGGUCGCAAAGAGUCUGACAUGACUGAGCGACUUCCCUUUCACUUUUCACUUUCAUGCAUUGGAGAAGGAAAUGUCAACCCACUCCAGUGUUCUUGCUUGGAGAAUCCCAGGGACGGGGGAGCCUGGUGGACUGCCGUCUAUGGGGUCACACAGAGUCGGACACGACUGAAGUGACUUAGCAGCAGCAGAAAGUUCUGGAUAUUUGAGAGAAGCAAAGAGAGUUUGUAAGCUGGGCAUCUCUGAGGGUUCUACCCUUUAUCACUCAGACAGUUUGUACUACUCUAACAGGCACCUUGCAGGGUGGAGGCAAGAUGCUCCUGAUUUAAGGCCUUUCAGUAUUUGUUCUGAUGUAAGGCUCUGUAGUCUGGGGAAAAAAAUGAGCCUGUAAACAUGAAUAGUUGAUUUGGGUUUUGUCACUGAUGUUUUCUAUUUGCAGUUUUCAUCACGUAUGUUUAAGUGUCUUACAGAAAACCCACACCCACUGUCCUGUAAACUUUUGUCAAUGUCCAGACUCUGUGUAAUGACAUUUUAAUUGCUACCUGGUAUUUUGCCUCUGCAUUUGAAAUCUGGCAUCUGUUUCAAGCAAGUGUUUUUUUUCUUCGUUCUGUAAUAAACAGGAGAAAAGUA